AUCAUAGCAGGAGCCCAAAAGAAUUAAAUGGAUCUCGCUCCAUUUUAAGUUUCGAAGAGAAGGAAAGAAACCGACACACACCUACCAGAAACACACUUGUAAUUAUACCCCUCCCUCUAGUUUUUGAAAAUACAAGCAAAGUUUUACCUAUUUUAUUUAAAUUUGAGGCAUCACAUCUGUCACAUUCUCCUUUUCUUUUUUUAUCCCUUGCAUAGUACUUUGCUUUUGCCUCAAAUCUUCCCUCCCUUGCCAAUUAAAAAUUUUACGUCAAUUUGAGUGAGUGCUUUCACCUUUUCUUUAAAUUUUAAUUCAACGCAGCCAAGUAUAAUAUAUAUUAUAUACCUGAAUUUUGCACCUACCAACCAUGAUUUCCCGCAUUCCUUUUUAUUGGAAUGUAAUAUUUGUUUAAGUUGACUCGUGCGGCAUUCAAUACACCCCUCGCUCUUGCUCAUGAUUCUUGACAUCUUUUGUGAUCUCAUUGCUGCGAUCACUAUGUUCUUUCUUCUGCAUUUAUCCCAUAUGAAUUUUCAACUUUGAAUUUUGUUCAAGAUAUACAAACAGUAGCAGUGAUCCACACGCAGCUUCAAAAAUAUGUGGUAAUUUAGUGGUUGAUGGAGAAAGGCUAGAGAGAGAGAGAGAGAGAGAAGAAUGGAGGAUUACCAAGUGGUGGAGCAGAUCGGUAGAGGAGCUUCGGGGGCUGCAUUUCUUGUUCAUCACAAAGUUGAAAAGAAGAGGUAUGUUCUAAAGAAGAUUAGGCUGGCAAAGCAAACUGAGAAAUUCAAGCAGACUGCGCAUCAGGAGAUGGCAUUGAUGGCAAAACUAAACAAUCCGUAUAUCAUCGGAUACAAGGAUUCGUGGGUGGAGAAGGAUUCAUUUGUGUGCAUCGUAACAACUUACUGUGAAGGUGGAGACAUGUCAGGAAUAAUAAAGAAAGCUAGAGGUGUAUAUUUCUCGGAAGAGAAGAUCUGCAGGUGGCUUACUCAGUUGCUACUAGCUUUGGACUACCUUCACUCUAACCGUGUCCUUCAUAGAGAUCUUAAGUGCUCCAACAUUUUCCUCACAAGGGACGGCCAGAUUAGAGUUGGUGACUUCGGCCUUGCAAAGCUUCUUCUCAAAGAGGAUCUUGCUUCAUCUAUAGUGGGGACUCCAAACUACAUGUGUCCAGAAAUAUUAGCAGAUAUACCCUACGGCUACAAAUCCGAUAUAUGGUCUUUAGGCUGUUGCAUGUUUGAAAUAGCUGCUCAUCUACCUCCCUUCAGAGCUGCAGAUAUGGCUAGCUUAGUUAACAAAAUUAACAGAUCCACAAUUUCUCCUCUGCCUACACUAUAUUCCUCUUCCCUAAAGCGGCUCAUUAGAAGCAUGCUCAGGCGAAGCCCCGAGCAUAGACCAACGGCUGCGGAGCUGUUGAGGCAUCCGCAUUUGCAGCCAUAUCUAGCUCACUACACCAACCUAUCUCCAGUUUUCCUCCCAAUAAGCUCUAAAAUCGAGAAGCAGAAGAAACCUUGCAGAAAAGGGCAGACAUCAGAUGGCUCGUCGGGGAAAAAUGCAAAAGUGACUGAUGUAUCCUCUUCCUCCUCCUCAUCGGAGUUGAGCACGGUGAGUGACUUGAAAGACGAGUCUGAGAAAGUGAAUAUGGAGAGGAUUACGGCUGUGGUCCGGUGUGGAGGUAAAGGUUUGGGAGAGGAGAAGGCGGAGGCGAUGGAGUCGUUGCUUGAGCUGUGCGCGCAGCUGCUUAAGAGGGAGAGGUUUGAGGAGCUUGCCGGAGUGCUGAAGCCGUUUGGAGAAGAGGAAGCCGUUUCCUCCAGAGAGACUGCCAUUUGGUUGACUAAAGGGCUCAUGAAUAUUCAGAGAAGAAAUCAACAACCUUAAUUAAUUGCAUGUAUUCAGUAAGGAGUGUUGAUCAAUUCCUCAUCACAUACAAGUGUGUUGCUGGAUUAGGGAACACAAGCUGGAUAUAUUAUCCAUAAAUUCUUUUUCAAGGGCAGUUCAGAUCCUUCGUUCCAUAA
This is a messenger RNA of Salvia miltiorrhiza (redroot sage), 2006 nucleotides long. Its product is annotated as serine/threonine-protein kinase Nek6. Bases 649 to 1869 code for a protein of 406 amino acids. The transcript is spliced from 13 exons. Gene Ontology annotation, molecular function: protein kinase activity; ATP binding. The record is from RefSeq and is a predicted model, not a curated record. Gene Ontology annotation, biological process: protein phosphorylation. Lineage: Eukaryota; Viridiplantae; Streptophyta; Magnoliopsida; Lamiales; Lamiaceae.